Molecule: messenger RNA, 1473 nt
Organism: Colletotrichum gloeosporioides
Lineage: Eukaryota; Fungi; Ascomycota; Sordariomycetes; Glomerellales; Glomerellaceae
Exons: 1
Coding region: 1-1473 (490 amino acids)
Source: RefSeq, a predicted model, not a curated record
AUGCCCGACAACGACGCCUGGGACCGCAAAGACGAGGCUUGGGAGAGAGCGGUGAGAGAAGCCAGAUCGCUCUCCCGAUACCGUAAAGUCACAGCUUUCGCUGAGCGUAUGUUUGAGGAAUCUGCGAUGAUAUCGUUCCCAAUCUACAUCGGCGGUUCACAUGUCUCAUACCCCAUCCGACUCGGAGGUUCUUCUCUUAGGAUUCUGGUUCGUUUGCCUCUCACGGACAGAACUGGAUUCAGUGCAGAGAAAUUAUCUUUAGAAGCCGCUACAGCCGACUACCUCUCCAGACAGUCUGAGUUGCCCAUCCCAAAAGUCCAUCAUCAUGGACUCGAUCUUGAGAUCGGACCAUUCGCCAUUAUGCAAGACUUUGGUAACAAAAGGGACAUGCGCGAUUUCUUGGAGACGCCGCGAACACAUCUGAACGACCCACCAGUCUUACGCCCCGAUAUCUCAGACGAAAGGCUUGGAAUACUGUAUUUACGCAUAGCGCGAUGCGUGCUCCAGAUUGUACAGCCCUCGUUUCCUGUCAUCGGAUCUUUGGUCAGCACAACGCCCGGAUCAUGUGCUGUGCUAGGGCGCCCCAUCACAGCCAAUAUGUCCACUAUGGUACAAUUAUCCAACGUCCCUGAGUCGAUACUGCCACCCACAGGUUCCACGUAUCAAAAUACAGAUGAUUGGUACGUGGUUCUGGCCCAAAUGCAUAUGGCGACACUGGUCUUUCAACACAACGACAUGGUGUCGUCGGAAGAUGACUGCCGGUGCAAGUACGUUGCUCGACAACUAUUUCUUAGACUGGCCAAGCAACACCGGCUCUCCAAAUUUGGCUUCGCUGAAGAUGACUGGUCAGAUCGCUCCAUCACUAGUAGAUCGAAUUUAUCGAUGCCACCAGGCUCGGGAUCGUUUCGCCUUUGGAACGAUCAUUUUCAGCCAGGCAAUGUCCUGGUUGAUGACAGCGAUCUUGUUGCCGGUGUCGUUGACUGGGAGUUUACAUAUGCCGCGCCGACUCAAUUUGUCUUGGAUUCUCCCUGGUGGUUGUUACUUGACUGGCCGGAAAGAUGGCACAACGGUAUAGUAGAGUGGGCACAUGAAUAUGGAAGACGAUUAGAAACGUGGCUUUCGGCACUGCGAGAGGCGGAAAUUGAGAUGGAACCAGGUUCUUUUCUUCUGUCAACUUACAUGCGGGAUAGUUGGGAGACGGGCCGCUUCUGGCUGAACUACGCUGCCCAAAGUAGUUGGGGUUUCGACAGCAUUUACUGGAGAUAUCUGGACGAGCCAUUCUUCGGUGUGAGGGAUGCAGAGGUCCCCACCGAGCAACUUUGGAGGACGAGGAUUCAUCUUCUCACUGACGACGAAAAGGAAGCUAUGGAGCCUCUGGUACAAAUCAAGAUGGCAGAAUCGAAGGAACGGGCUUUGGUCGACUGGAAAGAUGACGAAGCAAAGCAACGCAUGUCGUCAUUCUUGUUUGAUUAA